CCUUUUCAAUGUACUACUAGUCGCAAAAACUGAAGAGAGUCAAGCCAAAACCUAGUCAACCAUUUCUCACUCAAAUCUUUUCAAAAGAACAAAAGAAAAUGUCCAUCUUCAAUGGAGGUCAUCUCCCUCAAGAACUCUUAAUCAACAUCUUCUGCAGAUUACCUGCAAAAUCCAUAGGCCAAUUAAGGUGUGUAUCAAAUCCAUUAAAUUCUUUACUCUCUAAUAAACAAUUCCUCAAAGCUCACUUCACUAGUAAUAUCCACUUUCAAGAACCUCAAAAACACAUUCUUUUAUCAAAUUCCGGCUCUUUUCAAACUAUAACCUUCGAAAACAAUGGUGUUUUUUCAAAUUCCAUCAAUAUUAAGCUAACCCCAAGUGACCAAUUUGUUGAUAUUUGUGGAUCUUGUAAUGGGUUGGUCUUGAUUUUGAAUAAAGAUGACACUAAAGUUGUAAUAAACCCCAUAACCCUAGAUUUCAAGAAAAUCCCAAAUUCCCCUUUUGCUCUUGAUCCAAUUGGUAGUUUUAGUAUGUAUGGAUUUGGGUAUGAUUAUGUUAAUGAUGACUAUAAGAUUGUUGUGAUUUCUCGUUUUGACCAUGAUAAUGAAUAUGAGCCUGAUGUUUUAGACAUGUUUAUGGAUAUUUACUCAUUAAAAGUUGGAUCUUGGAAGAGGAUUAAGAGUUCACCUUAUGAUCAUGCUGUUCCUGAGCUUGCUUCUGGUGUUUUUGUGAAUGGUGCUUUGCAUUGGUUAGCUAGUAAAAAGCCAGAUUAUGUAUCUGUUAUUGGUGCUUUUGUGUUGAGUGAUGAGGAGUUUGUUGAAGUUGUAGCUCCUAGUAGUCUUGAUGAAGGUAAAUUUGUGUUCAAUAAACUUGUGGUGCUUAAAGGAUGUCUUUGUAUGGUUGUUGAUUAUCUAGAGGGUAAUGGUAAUAGAAUUGAUGUUUGGAUGAUGAAGGAGUAUGGUGUGGAGGAAUCUUGGACAAAGUUUUGUGUUGAUGGAAUUGAUUUUUAUGACUUUUUGAAACCUUUGUGUUUUAUAAGAGAUGAUGAAGUUGUGGUGAAUGUGGAUGGGGAGAAGUUGAUGGUGUAUAAUUUGGAAGAAGAGAGAUCAAGGGACUUGGAAGUUGAUGGAAUUCUUGAUAGGUUUGAUAGUAUUGGAACUUUUGUGGAGAGUUUGGUGUCUCCCAUCGACCCUAACUUGUUUGAAAUAUAAGCGGUAAAACAUCAUACGUUCUUUCCAUCUUAAUCAGAAGUUUCAUAUUUGAGUCUUCAGAAUGGAGUUUUUCUCAACAUGCAGUACUAAGAACUCCAUAAUAAACUUUCAACAAUAUAAAUCUGAAUUAGUUGAACCGAUGAUUUGUUGACAUUGAAUGCUACAAGGGGAAAGAAAGUUGUGUUUGGAUGUAUUUUUGAAUCAAUCUAGAUGUUUCAUAUUUUGUAUAUUGUACUACAUUAGUAACAUUUAAUAUUUUCUUUAUAUGUUUAAGAAAUUUUAGUGGUGUCAUCUACAAAUUUAUCACAAGGGGAAUAAUGUAUAUAUAGCAUGUUUUGCUUUGGAGUA
Solanum pennellii is the source of this 1556-nucleotide messenger RNA. RefSeq names its product F-box/kelch-repeat protein At3g06240. Lineage: Eukaryota; Viridiplantae; Streptophyta; Magnoliopsida; Solanales; Solanaceae. Gene Ontology annotation, molecular function: protein binding. The transcript has a single exon. The coding region runs from base 99 to 1208 and encodes 369 amino acids. The record is from RefSeq and is a predicted model, not a curated record.